This is a messenger RNA of Anopheles arabiensis, 1482 nucleotides long. Its product is annotated as gustatory receptor for bitter taste 66a-like. Gene Ontology annotation, cellular component: neuronal cell body; dendrite; axon. The record is from RefSeq and is a predicted model, not a curated record. Bases 1 to 1482 code for a protein of 493 amino acids. Lineage: Eukaryota; Metazoa; Arthropoda; Insecta; Diptera; Culicidae. Gene Ontology annotation, biological process: sensory perception of taste. The transcript has 7 exons.
AUGAACAACGAUAACAUCAAACCGACCGAUAGUAGCUUCUGCCGGAUAAUGAAACCGAUCUACCUCGUGUCCAAGAUGGCCGGCCUGUGGCCGCAGUCCUUUCUGCGGACGUCACCGGGCGUGACGGUGCUGGACAUUGGCUACCUCAUAGUGCUGUACGCCAUGUACUUCUUCUUUAUCCUCGUUAAUACCAAUGCGAAGCUGUGGGACUACUACAUGAAGCCGUUCGAGUCGGACAUCCUGCGGUACGGGCUACAGACGCAUCUGGUGAACGGAUUGUUUCUGGGCGUUGUUAUCGUAACGAUUAAUGUGGUGCAGUAUCAGAAAAAGUGGGACUACAUGGAGCUGCUGGAUAACGUUACGAAGGUGGUCGAGCAGGAGUUUCACGUCCGCUAUCCGAUACGGGUGGUACAAACAUUCAUAGUGAUUGUAAUAAGCUCUGAGCUCAUUUACCUCGUCGUGAUACUUGCCGGCUACUACUAUCUCAUCGAUCAGACGCUAAACAUUACUACAAAGUAUCUGUAUGCAUCGUACUACAUGAUGAACAUUUCACUGCUCGCCCUCAUAAACGAGUACAUCUAUUUUACAGUGCAUAUACGUCGGCUGUUUAUGAUAGUGAAUAGAUUGCUUAAGCAGCUACUGCUUGGUGAUACGAACGAUUCAAACGAAACGGUACUGCUCGACCAAAACCGAAAGAGCAAAACUCCAACCAUUGCGUACGAUGAGAUAUUCACCGUGUACGGGCGGGUGGGCGGACGGAAGAUUGGUGAUGCAAAUGCCGGCGGAAUGGUGAAAAGCAAAGGUCCACCGAAAGUGACGAUGGUUGCACCUGCCUCGGCCGGGUUUAACAAGCUGUCCGCUACGACCGUUUACACUACGUACAUCACGCAGCUUAAGAUUGAUAAUCAAUCCAGCAUGGAAACGAUACUGAAGACGGUCAAUCGGUUGUCCGUGCUGCACUACCAUCUGUGCGAUGCGAUACGGCUGGUAAACCGUAUCUCCUCCCUGUCGCUCAUGUUUCACUUCGGCGCUAUGUUUGUGUUUCUCGUGUUUGGCCUGUUUACCAUCUACAAAGCGUUUAAUUCCGGCACUUGGGCAUUCCGUAUCAUGGCGAUAGCAAACGGGGCCUGGAUUGCGUUCUACCUUGCGGCAAUUCUGAGCGUGAUAACUGCUACGACGGCGGCACAAACCAGUGGCCGCAUGACCGGUGACAUUGUGCAUCAGAUCAUUCGAAAGCAUCAGAACCACUUUUCAGUGGACGUUAUCGAGAAGCUAUCUACACUAUCACUCCAGGUGACAAUGCGUGACAUGUCGUUCUCGUGUGGGUUGUUUAAUUUUGAUUGGAGCCUAUUCGGUUCGAUUCUUUCAGCAUUAGCCAUGUAUUUGGUAUUUCUUAUUCAGUUUGAUGUAGCCCCACCGGUUGGAUUGAAUUCACCGAACUUAACCAUCCCAUCGAUUGAGUUGAUUGAUUUUGAAGUGUGA